Trypanosoma brucei brucei TREU927 is the source of this 2010-nucleotide messenger RNA. RefSeq lists its product as hypothetical. NCBI's taxonomy places the organism in Eukaryota, Euglenozoa, Kinetoplastea, Trypanosomatida, Trypanosomatidae. Gene Ontology annotation, molecular function: microtubule minus-end binding; gamma-tubulin binding. The coding region runs from base 1 to 2010 and encodes 669 amino acids. The transcript has a single exon. The record is from RefSeq and is a predicted model, not a curated record. Gene Ontology annotation, biological process: spindle assembly; mitotic cell cycle; microtubule nucleation. Gene Ontology annotation, cellular component: centrosome; gamma-tubulin complex; spindle pole.
AUGGAAGAACUGCAGUGCGCUCUUCUCGGGUUUCACUCCGCGUCGUUACCCUUCGAGAUAUUGAAGGAUUCUCCGUGUGAUGCCGGAGUUACUGGCACUUUCUCGCAGCUCCACCCAUCCGAGCGGUCGUUGGUCGGGGAGGUGUUGCCACUCGGGGAGAUGUGUCAAACGUUACGGGCUCUUGCUACUGACUUUGCUGUUGGACGCACAGAUGGGCUCUACAUUUCAGCUAUUGCAUCCGCUGUCGUGCAAAUACUGCGUAGUUACGAGGAAUCCGUCCGAGCUGCUGUAACGCCGUCCUCGGUUGUGUCGCUCCGACCCACGUACUUUCUCGCUUUUUCACUUAUCAUGGAGAUGGUUCAGCAGCAAAAGAAUGCAGAUCUUCUCCUUGUAACAAUACAGUCGUUCCUUUCAAAUCGGGAGAUCCCCCAGAAGUUUAGGCUGUGGAUGGGCGAGGCUGUGUGGAUGUCUCUCCUUUAUACCAUUGGACACUAUGUUGCUCAUGGUGUUGUGCUCCAUGGCCGCCGUGACUUCUUUAUUUCUGUGAAGUCAAAGGGAGGAAAGGAGGACCACACACUGCAUAGUGAUCUCCUUCCUCAUGGCAUACCCAUGGAACUUGGCUUACUGAUACUCUCAGUGGGAAAAGAGCGGCGGGUUCUGCUCAGUGACGCUGAGAGUCACGGCAAGGAAUAUCUUGAGCAGCUUGCGUUGGGUGCGCAGGAUGAGGCAGCGGAUGCGGUGUUUAGGGCUAUUUACCACCCAUCGCUGUGUGUGAAUGGUUUCCUCGUAGUGGAUGAGCUGGAGACACGUGUUGAGGAAACGCAUGCACUGUGGUCAAAGGCCUUGUGGCUUAAAGUUAGUAAACAGGUUGACCUGCGGAAACACAUAGAUGCGAUGCGGGCGAUGUUCUUGUGUCAUCGCGGGGACUUUUGGCAUACGUUUGUGGAGACCGCUUUUUCAACUUUUGUGGAUGAUACCAUUUCACGAUCGACGGUAACGGAGGCGGUGGUCAACCGGACUGCUGCGGAUGCAUUUGCAUAUGCACUGGAAAUGUCAGGUUUAGGGGAUGUGCGCGUGUUUGAGCGCUUCAGCACAUUUGUGCGGCUCCCAAUUGAGGCAGAGGAGGGUGAAGGAAGCGGGACUUUGCGCUCCAUUGAGGAUACGGCUCGAGCAAUUCUGAGCUGCAUGCGUGGCUUAGGGCUUCAUUACGUUCCCCCGCGAGGUUUGCAACUUGUUGUGUCACCCAAGGCUAUGGAGUACUAUCAGCGUAUCUUUUCAUUUCAUAUUGUGAGGCGCUUUUCACUACACGCACUUCAUUCUGUUAGGGGUCUCUUUUCUGAGGCACUGCUAACGAACAAGAACCCGUCGCCGGAGCUCCGCCGUGCCUUUGCAAUAAUGCAAUUGUUGUUAUUUCUCCAAACCACAUUGGGUUACUAUCUCCAGGUGGAUGUGAUAGUGCUAAGAAAUGCUGAACUUGACAAGGCAAUGGCAAAGUGUAAGAGCGUGCAAGAUGCAAAGAGGUGUUUAGAUCGCUACGUAUGGCAUAUUACCGAAGGCUCUUUUAUUGCUGAAGGGUCUAAUGCACUUUUUUCAGCGUGCGAGGCUCUUUUCCAGUGUUCGUUUGCCCUCUAUGUGCUUUGCAAGCGUUACAGGCUAGUUUCGUGGGCUGUUGAAGGCUCACGGAUUCCGAUAGAAGUGUUGGCUGCACUUGCAGCUUUGGAGACUCGUGUGCAUCAGGAAAUUAUUGCCGCGUUUACGGGGCACCUUUCGGGAUCUUCAACACGUGGGAACGAGCGGGCUCUGUGGGCUCGCCUGGACUUUAACCGAUUCCUCUCCGCGGGGUUGUAUGGUGGACCUUCUACUGUAUUUCAGCAACCCCAGCGGCCUGUGCCCAGUAGAAGUUUAUCAAGUUCCUUAAAAAGUUUGCGGGGCCCCACGCAGAGCCGACUCCGCGGGGAGCGAACGACAAAAGGAACCAGUUCCCCCACACCGAAAGCAGGGCACCGGUAG